AUGGGGAAUGCCAAGCUUGCCAUCUGUCAGCUCAGCUCUGACUGGCCUGUUGUUGAGAAAUGUCCUUUUGGCCACAUUGUCUACAGCAGUAGCCUUCUUCAUGGGACGCAAAACAUGGAGCUGAAGAGUACGGAGGGAAAUGAAGGAGCCAAGGACGUUGAAGAGUACGAGGUGGCGGGCAUCGUCACCGAAAAGGCUAUCGGUCAGUGGAUAUCUUCGGGCAACGAGCCUAGGCAAAACGAGCUGAAGGUGGUUACGUUAGCCAGGAAUCUGACGUCCAGUAAGAUCCAGAGGAAGCAUGAUGAUCAACAUGGCGGAGAUUACAAAAAGAUGCCUUACUGUCGAGCCUUGCCUAUCAGCCUGACCCCGGAUGGACCCCAAGGGAAGGACGAGGCCAGCAGUGAAGCAACUGCGAGAUGCAGAAGGAGAAUUGUUGACAGAUUACCAGUUCAAGUGCUGCCUUUGUUUGCUUCUUUUGCAUGGAACCCCAUGGAAGCACCAGUAUGCUAUCCUUGGGCCUUGAAUCUUUCAUACUGGUAUCAUAAAGGACUGAGCGUCUAUGUGUUUCCGACAUGGAAGGCGAUAACGGUCGUGGCUGUAUCUGGUUUAUAG
Messenger RNA from Aspergillus niger, 612 nucleotides. RefSeq lists its product as hypothetical. The record is from RefSeq and is a predicted model, not a curated record. NCBI's taxonomy places the organism in Eukaryota, Fungi, Ascomycota, Eurotiomycetes, Eurotiales, Aspergillaceae. Bases 1 to 612 code for a protein of 203 amino acids. The transcript is spliced from 5 exons.